AUGACGCGAACCGCCGUCGAGGAAAUCAAAUUUGAAGCCCCUGCGUGGGAGCACAAAACGGUUCAAAUUGCAGACGACGGCAGGAGAUUGAGUUCUUCUGUCAAUGAUGACGCUGCACGUCCCAAAGGCCGCAUACGGCGGUCAAUGACCGCCUGCAACACCUGUCGCAAGCUAAAGACUCGGUGCGACCUGGACCCGCGCGGUCACGCAUGUCGCCGGUGUCUGUCAUUGAGAAUCGAAUGCCAGCUACCGGAGACAAGUGAGCGCUUCCAGGACAAUGCGUCGAUGUGGUCGGACGCCACGACUGCCAUUCCUUCCAUUGAAGAGCGCCUCACUUCGCUCGAGCGGAGCAUGCGUGAAAUGACGGGCAUGUUGCGCCAAAUCAUAAACCAGCCGCCCAGUAUUGCGAGCAUGUCCGCACCUCAAUUGACCCAAAGCACCAACACGGAGGAAACGGUUUCCAUCGAAGGGAAUCAGUUCUCUCCGUUCCUGCCUAAGCCGAUUCGCUUGAUCCAAGAGCUGCAGUCGGAGUUUUUCGGCGAACCAAGUGUCCUCACUCCUAGCACUCCGUUCUGUGGGAAUAGCAUGGAGAAAGGAUUCAUUGAUUCCAAACUAUCGCUCAAACUGAUGCAAUUAUUCGUGGAGCAUUUCGGACCCUGGGUCUCGAUCAACAAUUUAUCGGACAUGCAGGACGAGAUGCAAAGACCCGAUUCGCUGCUAUAUAACACAGCCUGCCUGCUGGCGUCGCGAUAUGUUCCAGGCAUCCCAACACCGGUGGUCCGCGCCAUGUAUCUCCAAGUCCGACAUGAAGCAGUCAAUACGCUGUGGGAGAAGCCUCCUCUGCAGUACGAGUCGCUUCAAGCCCUCGCCCUUCUUUGUCUGUGGCCCGCGACCGUCCAAAGAGAAGCCCCCAUCGAUAGCUGGCUAUUGAGCGGGAACUCGAUCAACCAGUCGCUGAUCACCUUUGACUUCCUCAACUAUGCGCCUUCCGAGCUAAUCAUGGACAACAAAACGGCUACGCAAUUGCGGCUGUGGAAUAUCUUCUGCUUGACGCAGCUACGAUUCGCGGUCGGAAAUGCGCGCCCGUUCCAUAUUCAGCAGCGAUAUCUGGAUCAUUGCCCUCGGCUGCUGGAGCAUCCGAGUGCGACAUUCGAAGACGGAAAGGUCAUGGCGGAGAUUCAGCUGUAUUUGAUCACGCUGAAGCUGCAGGGCAGCAACCCGCGCAUGCGACUUGCCGACGUCGAAUAUGAGGAGAUCGAGCGGUGGAAAAUGGAAUGGGCUCACCUAUUCAGUAAGAAACCCACAGAGCAAAAUACGGAUUUCCCCAGAAAACCAGGAGCUGACAGCCUGACAGCUGGCGAAGAAAAUUCAACACUCGAACUGAGCCUCUGGUACUGCGAAAUCCUGCUUCACAGAACUGCCAUGCGAUUCCAGUCGGAGUCCGACCGACUCACGGCCGAGGUUAUCCAAGCGUCACGUCUCAUCAUCUCCAAAUUCCUACAACUCCGCCUUUCAACCGCGCUCAGCGUUGUCGACCAGACGUAUAUCAUCGUUGGCUACGCUGCACUUAACCUCUGCGACUUCAACUUCCUCGACCCUCUCAUCGACCAGAUCCAGAUGUACCUGCUCCACCUGGCCCCCAACGAAGACCACAUCGCCUACCGCUUUUCCUGCAUGAUCGCGGAGUUCAAACGGCGCUGCGCCGAAUGCACCGACCCUUGCACGGCGAUGGACAGUUCGCAGUCAUCGUUCGGGGAUGCGCGGAAGCUGAGCAUGGAGCACAUCCAGUUCAUGCCACCCCCGCCGCCCCCUGGAGCCCUGGUCGAUGGCCUGAUGGAGGGGUAUGGUAGUUUGGACGGACUCAUCCCGGAAAUUAUGCCGCAAUCGUUCCCCGAUAGCGUGCUCAGUGGGAUGACGAUGGCCGAGGCGAUUCCGGCUGGAUAUCGCUCGGCGACUCUCUAG
Molecule: messenger RNA, 1962 nt
Organism: Aspergillus steynii IBT 23096
Lineage: Eukaryota; Fungi; Ascomycota; Eurotiomycetes; Eurotiales; Aspergillaceae
Product: Zn(II)2Cys6 transcription factor of proteolytic enzymes
Exons: 4
Coding region: 1-1962 (653 amino acids)
Biological process (GO): regulation of DNA-templated transcription
Cellular component (GO): nucleus
Molecular function (GO): transcription cis-regulatory region binding; zinc ion binding; DNA-binding transcription factor activity, RNA polymerase II-specific
Source: RefSeq, a predicted model, not a curated record